AUGGGUUUCAAAUUACUAAAAUCCACACCAUAUUAUGCUCAAGCAAAUGGACAGGUCAAAUCGGCCAAUAAAGUAAUAAUAGGUCUAAUUAAGAAACAUGUAUGGAAGAAACCCAAUAAUUGGCAUAAGACAUUGGAUCAAGUGCUUUGGGCUUGUCAAACUUCCCCAAAAGAAGCCACCAACACCACACCUUUUCAACUUACAUUUGGUCACGAUGCAGUGUUACCUGUCGAAAUCUACCUACAAUCAGUGAGGAUUCAAAGGCGGGGAGAAAUCCCAUCUGACCUAUACUGGGAAAUGAUGAUGAAUGAAUCGGUAGAUUUGGAUGAAGAAAUAUUACAUGCGUUAGAAGUCCUAAGAAGACAGAAAGAAAGGGUGGCUAGAGCAUAUAACAAAAGGGUUCAAAGCAAAACUUUCAUUACAAACGAUCUAGUUUGGAAAGCUUUGAUGUUUGCUUCACAAGAUUUGUAUUCUUCCUGCCGUUUUGAGCACUGGGUUUCCAUGGCUUCGACCUUCUCACUAGAAGCAUUGGCUGCUACCCUUGAUGAGGUUUGA
Molecule: messenger RNA, 555 nt
Organism: Vicia villosa (hairy vetch)
Lineage: Eukaryota; Viridiplantae; Streptophyta; Magnoliopsida; Fabales; Fabaceae
Exons: 2
Coding region: 1-555 (184 amino acids)
Molecular function (GO): nucleic acid binding
Source: RefSeq, a predicted model, not a curated record